Molecule: messenger RNA, 2166 nt
Organism: Miscanthus lutarioriparius
Lineage: Eukaryota; Viridiplantae; Streptophyta; Magnoliopsida; Poales; Poaceae
Source: the annotation of a GenBank genome assembly
AUGGCGCAUCGGCUGCUGCGGGACGCGCAGGCGGACGGGUGGGAGCGGUCGGACUUCCCCAUCAUCUGCGAGUCAUGCCUCGGCGACAACCCCUACGUCCGGAUGUUAAGAGCUGAGUAUGACAAAGAGUGCAAAAUUUGUGCACGCCCUUUUACUGUCUUUCGGUGGCGGCCUGGUCGAGAUGCAAGGUACAAGAAGACUGAGAUUUGCCAGACAUGUUGCAAGCUAAAGAAUGUCUGCCAGGUCUGCCUGCUGGAUCUUGAAUAUGGUCUGCCUGUUCAGGUCCGGGAUACAGCACUCACUAUCAAUUCUAAUGAUGCAAUUCCAAGGAGUGAUGUCAAUCGCGAAUAUUUUGCAGAAGAGCAUGACAGGAGGGCCAGAGCUGGCAUAGACUAUGAUUCUUCCUAUGGGAAGGCUCGUCCAAAUGAUACCAUUUUGAAGCUUCAGAGGACAGCACCAUAUUACAAGAGGAACAGAGCUCAUGUUUGUAGUUUCUUUGUGCGUGGUGAAUGUACAAGAGGAGCUGAGUGCCCUUAUCGUCAUGAGAUGCCUGAAACUGGGGAGUUAUCUCAGCAGAACAUUAAAGAUCGCUACUAUGGAAUUAAUGACCCAGUUGCACUGAAACUUUUGGGCAAGGCAGGUGAGAUGCCAUCCCUGACACCGCCAGAUGAUGAGACUAUAAGGACCCUCUACAUUGGUGGACUUGAUAGCAGAAUAAUUGAGCAGGAUUUGAGGGAUCAGUUUUAUGCCCAUGGUGAGAUUGAGUCCAUAAGGAUGGUACUUCAACGUGCAAUUGCAUUUGUGACAUAUACUACAAGAGAAGGCGCAGAGAAGGCUGCAGAGGAGCUUGCUAACAAGCUAGUCAUCAAGGGUGUGCGCCUGAAGCUGAUGUGGGGCAAGCCUCAGGCUCCAAAGCCUGAGGAGGAUGAGUCUGGGAGGCAGGGGCAGGUUUCCCAUGGAGGACUGCUCCCUAGGGCUGUCAUAUCUCAGCAGCAGAGCGGUGACCAACCUCAACCCCCUGGGGUGGAGGGCCAACAGCAACAGGCUGCACCAGCAUCGUACUACUUCAACAUUCCAGCACCACCAGCAGCAGAGCGGACUCUGUACCCAUCCAUGGAUCCACAGAGGAUGGGUGCUAUAGUAAAAUCACAGGACGGUGAAGGUAAACCAGGGCCGCAGCAAGCCGGGCAAGCUCAGCCAUCAAGCAGCUCAGCACAGGGUGGCUAUCCUGCACCACCGCCAUACUACCAUGGUCAGUAUCCACCAUACUAUCCACCUCCACCACCAUAUGGUGGCUACAUGCCUCCACCGCGCAUGCCCUACCUACCACAAUAUCCACCUUACCAGCCGAUGCUAGCACAACCAGCACAGGCCAGGCUAGUUCAUCUCAGCAACCACAGCAAGCAGGUGCAGGACAGCAGCCGCCUCAUGGCCCUCCAGCUCAGCAGCAGCCGCCUCAUGGCCCUCCAGCUCAGCAGCAGCCACAGCAGUCAAUUCAGAAAUGAAUCGCAGCAAUUGUCCUUGAGAAAUGAUGCUGCCCGCAAGCUGUUGGGAUUGCCAGAUACUAGAGCUCAGAGGUCACAGCUUAAAGAUGCUGACCUGCAAAUGAAAUCGAUGUCAUCUGAUAAGGGAACUGCCAGUGAGAGUACAACUCCUAAUUUUGCAAUGGAAACAAGCAUUACAGUAUCUGGGGACUGGCUGCCGAGAUCAAGCUCUUCCACUGAUCAGGUAAGUCGGUGUUGUGCUUUGUCUGAUCAAUUGUUGGCUACCGCUUCCAUUUGCAAACAAUGGGAGUUGGUGAUCAAUAUUGCACACAGGACAGCAGUAGAGAGAAACCCAGAUCUGUCUACGGCGUUGAUUGGAAUGGGACAAACCCUGUUCUCAAAUAGAUUGUUUCCUGAAGCUGCAGUUUGUUUUGAACAUGCUAUACCAAAGAUUCAAGAAGAUGAUCCUCUGCUUGUGCUUGCAUAUUUCGAGGCAGGUCUUUCAAACGAGCGUCAGGAUGACCAGAACUACAGUGAUGACCAUAAUCCACUUAAUGGCAGACCACCUGCAAAUAGGAUGAAUACUCAAACAGGGUUUCAAAUGCCAUUGGCGACUGAAAAUCACAGUUCAUUACCAGCUUUAUGCGAAGGUCUGGGAAACAUUAAAACAGGGGACUCUUAA